AUGAGUGAGGACUGUCUCUUUGUCAGCGUCUGGCGCCCACAGACGGAGAAGGCCAAUCGAGCAGUGAUGGUCUACUUCCACGGAGGUGGUUUCGAGUCGGGCAGCAUCUUCUCAACAAUGUACGAUGGUCGUUUUCUUGCCAGUCGAGAUGUGAUCGUCGUGACAGUUGCCUAUCGUCUGUCCACUUUUGGUUUUUCGUACUUUGGCCCACCGUUGAACACCAGCUCCAGUACAGUGGUUGCCAAUGCGGCAUUUCAUGACCAAAUUCUGGGUCUGAUUUGGGUGCGCGAAAAUAUUGCCGCGUUUGGCGGUGACAAAGAGAAAAUAACGAUUUUUGGUGAAUCGGCUGGUUCAGUGAGCGUCUCUGCCUUAAUUCUCUCUCCUCUGACUCUAAACCUCUUUAAGCGAGCAAUUUUCCAAUCGGGAGCUAUUGCCAGCAAAGCACUCACAAACGCCGUCAAUCAACCGCUGAAAAGGACUGAAGAGCUGGCCGCCAAGUUGAACUGUUCUUUUUCUGAUCAGCUUUCAGUAGUAAAGUGUCUUCGAGGCAAAAGUGUGGAGGAAAUUUUAGUCGCUUCAAAAACUUUAACUCUUCCACUUGCCCCGACUUUCAAUGAUGGCGCAGUGCUGCCUUUUGUUGAUGGAGUUCAGGCACUUCAAGAGGGUCACUUUAACACUGAAGUAGAUCUUAUGUACGGUGUGAACCGAGAUGAGGGCUCUAUUGUGGUGGCAAUGCUUUUUCCAGAGCUCAACUCGCCGAAAACGGUUCUCACCAAAGAGAAGGUGAGGAAGUACAUUGAGAAAUUGCAUGUGGGUUCACCGCAAACGGCUGAAAUUGCUGAUUUUUACUUGAAGAGCCUAAAGUUUGAAGAUGAGGCAAAUCAAGAUAAGCUGAGAACCAUCAUGAGCGACGCCUUUGGAGAUCCAAACAUCGUUUGUCCAACUGUAUUGAUGGGCGAAGCAGUGCGGGAAGCUGCUUCAAAGCAAAAGAAGGAAACCAAAAGUCGUUACUACUCGUACCAACUGACGCAGCCACUUCUCUCUCCAUUUCCAUUUGGCGACUGCACAGGAUGGAAGGGCGUCUGUCACAUCGAGGACGUUGUGUACCUCUUUGCAGUGAACGCCUCUCAACCAGAGGACUACAAACUGAGCAAGGAGAUGCUCGUCGCCUGGACCAAUUUCGCUAAAACAGGGUCACCGGGAAAACUGGGACAGCAACAAGUANUGAACGCCUCUCAACCAGAGGACUACAAACUGAGCAAGGAGAUGCUCGUCGCCUGGACCAAUUUCGCUAAAACAGGGUCACCGGGAAAACUGGGACAGCAACAA
Rhagoletis zephyria (snowberry fruit fly) is the source of this 1329-nucleotide messenger RNA. RefSeq names its product acetylcholinesterase-like. The record is from RefSeq and is a predicted model, not a curated record. Gene Ontology annotation, molecular function: acetylcholinesterase activity. Gene Ontology annotation, biological process: acetylcholine catabolic process; choline metabolic process. NCBI's taxonomy places the organism in Eukaryota, Metazoa, Arthropoda, Insecta, Diptera, Tephritidae. Gene Ontology annotation, cellular component: plasma membrane.